AUGGAAAUUGAUUCCGGUGAUAUGGAUAGUAUUUUAGAGGCGGAAUUGAGCGAAGAUGGCUCAAUGCAUGUCAAACCAGCUAUAACUCACGUGAUUAAUGUGCCAUGGUUAUCCCAUAAUUUGGUACCAUUUACUCGUACCACUAAUUUACCGCUAACAGCUAGAAAUGGUUCUGAAUCAUUUCCGGAUCAGGAUAACGAAACGAAAAGUAUGGAAAUUCCGGUAACUUCGGAUAAUUUAGAAAGUAUAACAAGUUCGGAAUCAAAAGCUAAAUUUCAAGCAAUUCAUACAAUAACAAAUAAUUCUGAUGAAUUUCCGGAUAAAAUUGAAGCAACAACAAUCUGUUGUUUUAAUUUUGAUAUUACCGAAAAAAUUGCUAUUCUUCAAUCGAAAUCGAAUCAAGAUGUAGAAGUUGAAACAUUUCAAUCUAUUGCUAUGGCAAAAUCAUCAAAGCCUGAAUUUGAAUCUGAGGCAAAAUCAGUAUCAGGAAAUCUCGGUCAAACGAAUCAUUCGGUAGAAAUAAUAGCAUUGAUUAAAUUAACAAAACAAAAAGAGAGAAAUAAUGAAAAAUCAAAAGCUGCAAAAACAAAUUUAUCAAUUAUUUCCGUUUCAAUUGCUUGCUUAAUCGUUUUUGUCUUUUAUUAA
Loa loa (African eye worm) is the source of this 645-nucleotide messenger RNA. RefSeq lists its product as hypothetical. Lineage: Eukaryota; Metazoa; Nematoda; Chromadorea; Rhabditida; Onchocercidae. The transcript has a single exon. The coding region runs from base 1 to 645 and encodes 214 amino acids. The record is from RefSeq and is a predicted model, not a curated record.